Molecule: messenger RNA, 365 nt
Organism: Paramecium octaurelia
Lineage: Eukaryota; Ciliophora; Oligohymenophorea; Peniculida; Parameciidae
Source: the annotation of a GenBank genome assembly
CUUACACCUUUCAAUCACGCCAUAACGUAUGAGCACUGAACAAGAUUGGGGAUUGUAGGAUUUGUGUUUAUAAUAUGGUUUUUCCACAAAAUCAAAAUCUGAGCAGCUUAUAUUAAAGAUAUUGACUUCAGCACAUCUUUAAUCACUAUAGCCAGCCCAUGUUUACUUAACCCAUUAGCAUAUUCGUCCUCUAACGAAUCUACAUAGAGAUUUAUUGGCCUACUCACACUGAAUAGUGUCUAAUUUAUCAUCCCAAUAUUUGUGAUUCAAAUUUACUUCAUUGCAUUUGUAAUCCUAGAAAAGACAAAACUUUCCAGUUGUAAAAGCACUGCACCUUUGUCUAUUGAGAUUCAAACUAGUCCCAC